This is a messenger RNA of Schistocerca serialis cubense, 3410 nucleotides long. Its product is annotated as NF-X1-type zinc finger protein NFXL1. NCBI's taxonomy places the organism in Eukaryota, Metazoa, Arthropoda, Insecta, Orthoptera, Acrididae. Gene Ontology annotation, molecular function: RNA polymerase II transcription regulatory region sequence-specific DNA binding; DNA-binding transcription factor activity, RNA polymerase II-specific; zinc ion binding. Bases 405 to 3092 code for a protein of 895 amino acids. Gene Ontology annotation, cellular component: nucleus. The transcript has 14 exons. Gene Ontology annotation, biological process: regulation of DNA-templated transcription. The record is from RefSeq and is a predicted model, not a curated record.
AGGUUUACGUUGUUGAGAAGCGGUGACGUUGAGUUUGAAAGCUCGCGUGAUGAUUAAAAAUCGUGAUUUUUUUUCCUUUCAUUAAUUGGAGUAACUAAGCAGUAGUUGCUCAGUCGGUAUUUUUUCUGGUACAUCCGUGUGUUUAUGAGUGUACUAUUAUCUUUUGUAGUUGUAUUUACAGGGUUUAAUGAUGAGGAGUAGGCACAAUAUGCUGUUUGAGAACUUGACGUGUAUCGGGCGUUAAUGUUGUCUCCUUUUUUUCCCUAAAGAAUGACAUUAAUGAUCCACGCAUUGCCUUUUGUUUUCCGACACAGUUCGCGAAGUGUCGGAUAUUACGAAACAUUUACUGCGUUUGAUAAGAUCGUUUCGGUUUCUUUCACCUGGUGUGUCUAUUGAUAACAGACAUGGAAAGCCGGCGAGGCGGAAGAGGCAACCCUUGGAACCGGGGUGGCGGAAGAGGUUCUAAUGCUAGGGGUCGCAAGACGGAAAAUAAAAAUCAAAACACCAGGAGUGUACCAUUGCAAAUGCCGACAGCUGAAGAAAGAUUUAAAGAAGCUCAAUUGAAGCAACAGGCGUCUCUUCAGAAACACAUAAGUACAGGCUAUGAAUCGUCUUCAGAAGAAGAUGAUUUGGAAAAUGACAAUAUUCUUGAGUCUGUGUUGAAGUCGUACUCUCAGUUAGGGGGUAGAAGUGAUGAGCUUGGGCGUACACAGCGGUUUCUGGAGGAGGUUUUCCAGUCUGGUGCUGCAACGUGUCUGAUCUGUAUAGCAUCUGUGAAAAGAAAUGAUGCUAUAUGGAGCUGCAUAAAAUGUUAUUGUUUCUUCCACUUAAUUUGCAUCCAGCGGUGGGCAAAAGACAGUAUCAUGCAUCAGAAACAAGCAGAAGAAGACACUCGCCACUUGAAAUACGAAUUCACCUGUCCAAAAUGCCGACAUGAGUAUGAAGAAAAAGCAAUACCGCAAAAGUAUUACUGUUUUUGUGGGCGCACUCUGGAUCCUCCGUUUCAUCCAUGGCUCCUUCCACAUUCUUGUGGGGAAACUUGUGGACGACCCCUUGAGCCUCUUUGUGGGCAUGACUGCUUGUUGCUUUGUCAUCCUGGACCGUGUCCACCUUGUCCCAAAAUGGUACGCAGCACCUGUUAUUGCGGGAAACAACCACCCCGGCCACAGCGUUGCUGCAAAAAGGAAUGGUCAUGCGGCAGUGUGUGUGGACGCAAGUUAAGCUGCGGGCGGCAUGAGUGCCCAGAGCAGUGUCACCCUGGGGACUGCUCUCCCUGUCCUCGCACGAGCAAGCAGCACUGCGUGUGUGGGGCAGCCUCACAGAUACGGCAGUGUGCUGAUCCAGUGUGGCACUGUGACAAGGUAUGUGGUAAAAAUCUUUCAUGUGGGUACCACUCUUGUGAACAAGUGUGUCAUGCUGGACCAUGUGGUGACUGUCCCCUGUCCGGGCCUCGCACCUGCCCCUGUGGUAAGGCUUCAUUUGUUCUCCCGUGCACAGAAGAAACACCCGUUUGUGGCGACACAUGUGGCCGUCCACUCGAGUGCGGGGUCCACCGCUGCCCUCGCCGGUGCCAUAGGGACAAAUGUGGUUCAUGCCUUGAAGUGAUUACUAAAUCCUGCCGGUGUGGACUGCAUACUAAAGAACAGCCAUGUAAAAAGGAAUUUCUGUGUGACACAAAAUGCAAGAGAGUGAAGGACUGCUUUCGCCAUCCUUGUAACCGCAAGUGCUGUGACGGUAACUGUCCGCCCUGCGAAAAGCCUUGUGGACGUACACUGACGUGUGGAAACCAUAAAUGUGCAUCCAUUUGUCAUAGGGGGCAGUGCUACCCCUGUCCCUUAACUGCUGAAGUAAAAUGUCGUUGUGGAAGCACUACAGUAACAGUCCCUUGUGGUAGGAAGAAACACACAAAACCACCACGGUGCUUCAAACUAUGCAGGUUGGAAUCUCUGUGUCAUCACCCAGUACAGUCACCACACAAGUGCCACUUCGGUGACUGUCCUCCGUGCAAGCAGAAAUGCGAACGUCAGCACAAGGCCUGUGGUCACCUCUGCCCUGCUCCCUGCCACUCGGCCGUCCUAGUUAAGAUUGAAACUGACAAGAAGCCUGCGGGGCCGUGGGAAAAAGUAGAGCCACGUUUUGAACUAAGGGACCUAUCUUGUCCAGACUGUGUGAUGAUCUGGACUUCUACAAAACUGUGUGUAUUUCGCAUUCUGUGGCAGUAUGGCCUGUUGUAUCCAAAUGAAACCAUCAUUUCCAAGAUCAAGGUGCCGAUGCCUGUAACUUGUCUUGGUGGUCAUGAAACAAGUGACUGGCCAUGUUAUCUAGCCAAGCCAUCUUCAUGUCAACGUCCAUGUGGCCGUCGCUUGGCUUGUGGCAAUCAUACAUGUACGCUACCAUGUCAUGAAGUUGUAGGCGCAAAAUCUGAGACAGAGGCUGGGGAGACAUGUGAAGUGUGUGAAGCUGGAUGCUCAAAACCCCGUCCUGAAGGCUGCUCACACAUCUGUCCAAAGCCAUGCCAUCCUGGCUCCUGUGCACCUUGCCCACAAAUGAUACGCCUCCGAUGCCACUGUGCUCUCAACCAACUUUUUGUACACUGCAGUGAAUGGAUCAAUGCCAGUGAGGAUUCCAGAAGUAUACUUCAAUCCUGCAAAAAUCGUUGUCCAAAAAAUUUUGCCUGUGGACACCGUUGCCAAGCUGAUUGCCACCCAGGUGAUUGUCCAGAUUCUUCACUGUGCCGCAAGAAAGUGAAAAUUUCAUGUCCAUGCCGGCGUAUAAAGCGAGACUUUGCAUGUGACCUUGUUCGAAAUGGACAGGCAAAAGUGGAAUGUGAUGAAGUAUGUUUGAAAAAGAAAGAGGAAGAAGCAAAGGCUCGUGAAUUGGAGGAACUGCAAAAGCAAAAGGAAGAGGAUCGUAAAAAUCAGGAAGAACUUGAAAGGUUCCAAAAGAAAUUUCAAGGGCGGAAAAAACAUCGUGAUCGUCGCCAGCAAGAGGGUGGUGACCAGUCACAGUCUCUCCUGUCUCGCUAUUGGUUUAUUGCACUCUGUGGAAUAGUAGGUGUUAUUGUAAGCUUCUAUUUGGUUACACAGGUAUAACAACUCUCAUGAGAGUUGUCAGGUCUAUGCAGCAUUUCACAUUAAUGGAUUAUGUUCCUGAAUUGUGAUAAUACAGUUGUAGGAAACAAUUGGUGUGUGCAUCAAAUGUUAUUUUGGUUUGAUGCUAUGGCAUAUGUGGUUUAUUUGUAGUUGUACUACAAUUUGGUAUAUUGUUACCCACUGUGACAAUAAAGGCUGUUCAUGUCUGUCACAGACUGUUGUAUACACAAGCACAGAUAAUUUUAAUCAGAGUUCCUAUGUGUGCAGAUAGUGGAAAAGAAUGAAUGAGAUUUGGUGUCAUGCUCAAUAAAUAAAAGA